GGCCCGGACGCUAUGGACAGGAAUGUGACAUGAUGUGUCCAUCUAACUGUCAGGAAAAAAUAUGUCAUAUUGUUGAUGGAACCUGUCUUGGUUGUACUGUUGGUUGGACAAGGAACUUCUGUAAGAAAACUUGCCCCAAUGGGUACUACGGCAUGGAAUGUGGAUCUGAGUGUCUUGGACACUGCAGGGACGGAGUAUCGUGUAAUCACAUAAGUGGUAAUUGUGACAAUGGGUGUGGAGACGGAUGGGAAGAAGUACAGUGUGAUAAAGCGUGUGAAGACGGAAGAUAUGGCCUUAAUUGUAUCUCCACAUGCAGUGGCAACUGUCUGAAUAACGUACCCUGUGAUAAAACAAAUGGAAAGUGUCAGAGCUGUAAACCUGGGUAUACAGGAAGCCUUUGUAACAAUACCUGUCCUGAAAGAUUUUACGGACAAAAUUGUUCUACGGCUUGUAAUUAUAAAUGUCUGAAUGAAGAGUGCUAUCACGAAACUGGAUUUUGUAACAAGGGCUGUAAGGACGGAUACCAGGGAUCAUUCUGUAAUGAAAGUAUGUUAAACGUGCACCGUAUUCUGCUUGUAAAUUUAUAUCACGGAACAUCAAAUGUGUAAAUAAAUAUUUUGGAACAAGUUUUGUAUCUCAUUCAACUACCUGGAUCUGUAGAUAUUGUAUUUACUGUUUUUACU
Molecule: messenger RNA, 683 nt
Organism: Ostrea edulis (European flat oyster)
Lineage: Eukaryota; Metazoa; Mollusca; Bivalvia; Ostreida; Ostreidae
Product: multiple epidermal growth factor-like domains protein 10
Exons: 4
Coding region: 30-608 (192 amino acids)
Molecular function (GO): scavenger receptor activity
Source: RefSeq, a predicted model, not a curated record